AUGAAUCCAGCUGCACAGUAUAUCAUCACCCAUAGCUCCUGGCGCAGCCACUACGAUGUCAGCACAAAAGACAAAACACACCUCUACCGCGUCGCCAGCUCCUCCUUCACACCAGGAAAGCCGGAUCUUACUUUCCACCGCAGCGCUGACUCCAAUGGGCCCAUUGCGGGAGUGUGUAAGUUCCGACACUUCUCCUCAGACUGCGAGAUCGGUCUAGGGGACCCCCAACGGCCCAACAAAAUGGACUGGCAAUACCUACACAAGGAAGGCUUUAUGAAGCGCACACACUGGUUCUGCAUGCAGCUGGAGGAUGGCACAAAGCAAACUUUCACCUGGAAACGAACCCACUCGCUUGGCACCGGCUCGGAAAACUAUAAACUAGUCGAGGAGGCCAGGCAGACCGUGGUGGCGGUCUUUUCUUCCGGCGGCACCUUUUCCAAAACCACCGGCUACUUGGAUAUCUACUUGCAUCUAGGGCCGCAGUUUUACCUCAUGGCGCUUAUCUCGCGACUUGCCAUUGUCGAGAGGGACAGUCGACAGAGGUCGGCGGGGGCGGGCGGCGCUGCAGGUGGGGGAGCGUGUUAG
Molecule: messenger RNA, 585 nt
Organism: Penicillium robsamsonii
Lineage: Eukaryota; Fungi; Ascomycota; Eurotiomycetes; Eurotiales; Aspergillaceae
Exons: 1
Coding region: 1-585 (194 amino acids)
Source: RefSeq, a predicted model, not a curated record